This is a messenger RNA of Carcharodon carcharias (great white shark), 7264 nucleotides long. RefSeq names its product cyclin-dependent kinase 13 (gene cdk13). Gene Ontology annotation, cellular component: cyclin/CDK positive transcription elongation factor complex; nucleus. The transcript is spliced from 15 exons. The coding region runs from base 260 to 4669 and encodes 1469 amino acids. Gene Ontology annotation, molecular function: cyclin-dependent protein serine/threonine kinase activity; cyclin binding; ATP binding. Gene Ontology annotation, biological process: transcription elongation by RNA polymerase II; protein phosphorylation; positive regulation of transcription elongation by RNA polymerase II. Lineage: Eukaryota; Metazoa; Chordata; Chondrichthyes; Lamniformes; Lamnidae. The record is from RefSeq and is a predicted model, not a curated record.
GAGUGUUGCGCGCGCCGCGGGGCCCGGAUGAGUGGACGCUGUUAGUGCGAAAGGCGGCGGCAGCCCAGAGGUCGGCAGCACCGGGACCAGCGAAGCGACAGCUCCAGGAGUCGGCCCGAGGCACAGGCCCAGCUCCAACCCCCAUUCACACCCACCCGCCUCCUUAUCUCCUUCACCUCGACCCCCUGGGCCUGAAGAGUGGAAUGUGCGGCGGCUCCGAGCGGAUGGAGUGAGCGGCACCGGGGAGUCGCGGAAGUCAAUGCCGAGUUCAGAUACGCGCGGCGGGAGCCGGGGUCGCAGCCCCAGCGGGAGGAGACGCCCGAGUGAGAGCGGCCCGGCUCAGACCCGGGAGAAAGGUCGCUGCGCAACGGCCGCCGCCGCUCCUCCUCCCUCGAGUUCGCGGCGCAAGAAACGCCGCAGUAAGCACUCGGCCGAGAGUCGGGCCCAGCGGAGGGACGGCAAAUACCCGGCCGCGGCUUGCUCAGCAUCGGGGCCCUCUGCUAUCCCGCUCUCGCUCCGCGGCCUGGUCGAGUACGACGACGUGAGCUCGCAGUCGGAGAAUUUCGGCUUCAGCCCCGCGUCUUCCGCUGGGCGCCGACCCGAGCGCUCCCGGGACAAGGAGAGGCGGAGACGCGACAAGGGCAAAGAAAGCUCUCGGUCCCGGGCCGACGGCAAGGCCAAGAGUAAGAGCCGGAGCCGGAACAAAGCUGCAGCGGCCGAGCAACCGGUCCAGGGCGACAAGGAGGUCCGAGGAGGCCGCGCUUCGCACCGUAGUGACAAAGAGACGCCCGCGGCUUACAGGGAGCCUCCGCCGCGGGCCUACCGGGAGGCCGACUGGGAGGCUCCGCGGGCCUACCGCACCUCGGCCUCGCCUGGGCCCCGCAGCCCGCCUUACCGGGAGCAGAGCCCGUAUGGGACGGCUGUGUCCUGCUACCCACAGGCCUACGGAGCCGGCUCCAGCCACAGCCCCAGCAGGCCCGCCGCUUUCGAGCUGUACGGCCGCAGCCCCCCGCCGCCCCUCUUCGCUUUCAAGCCCCUAUACAGUUCGCGGGAGCCGGCCUUGCACCCCAGCUACACCGGCCGUUCUCCCAGCCCUUACUCAACGUCCCGCCGCCGCUCGCCCAGUUUUUCCCGGCACCUCAGCCCCUACGAGUAUGGCGGCCUAUCCCCCACUCCCUACCCCAGCAGCAGCCGUCGUCGCUCGUCCAGCCCCUACAGCCGGAGCCCGGAGCUCAGGAGGCCUAAGUCACGGAGUAGAAGUCCAUAUUAUUCUAGACGCUCAAGAUCUCGCAGCAAGCACCGUGUGUCAAGGUCUCGCAGUCGUCAGUCAAGCAUUUCACCAAACAGUUUAACUUACAAAACUAGCCUUGCAGCUGAGCUGAGUAAGCACAAAAAAGCAAGAGCUUUUGAGGCUGCUAAAAAUAAUGCGAAAACAUCUAAUGCACUUAAUGCAACUACUGCCAAGGCAAGUAGCAAUGCUAGUUCAACGACAACAGCCCAUGCAUCUCAAACAAAGGAUACAAGAGAGGCAAAUAAGCUCAAGACUGAGCGAGUAGCUGUUUCCCCAUUAGACACUGGAAUGCAGGUAACAGUUAAAGAUGAGAAACCGAAAGCCAAGACGAAUACUCAGGAGGCAAAAAUAGACUUUGACUCAAACAUGGAAAAAAAAGAGGCAGCACAGGCAAACUUGGGCGCCAAAGUUCCCAAAACCCCAGUAGUGAAAGUGGAGUCGAUGACACCAAAAGAAAAACUCAAGCAAGCUGUGCCAAAUGAAACUGCAAAGGAGAAAGAGAAGAACCUAACCCUGCAAACAUCAAUACUGCCUUCACUACCCCUGCUCCCAGUGCUGACCAAGGAGGAGCAUGACGAUGUGAGCAGUCCAAAAGAUGGUAAUAUAACAAAGGCAGUAAAGAAGGACCCUGAACGAAAGCCUCGGCACUUACUAACAGACCUUCCAUUGCCACCUGAGCUUCCAGGAUCUGAUUUACCUUCACCUAAAACUCCUGAAGAGAAGAAAGCACCUGUUCAGUCACAGAUUAAAAAGCGACCCAAAAUCUGUGGUCCACGACAUGGUGAGACAGUUGUAACAGAAAUUGACUGGGGUAAACGUUGUGUCGACAAAUUUGACAUCAUUGGAAUAAUCGGGGAAGGAACAUAUGGACAAGUCUACAAAGCUAAGGAUAAAGAUGCAGGUGACAUGGUUGCUUUAAAAAAAGUCCGCUUGGAUAAUGAAAAGGAGGGCUUCCCUAUAACUGCUAUCAGAGAGAUUAAGAUUCUGAGGCAGUUGCACCACUCAAGCAUCAUAAACAUGAAGGAAAUUGUAACGGACAAGGAAGACGCAUUAGAUUUUAAAAAAGAUAAAGGUGCAUUUUAUUUGGUGUUUGAAUAUAUGGACCAUGACUUAAUGGGACUCUUGGAAUCAGGAUUAGUGCAUUUCACUGAAAACCAUAUCAAAUCCUUCAUGAGACAACUAAUGGAAGGUCUGGACUACUGCCAUAAGAAGAAUUUUUUACAUCGAGACAUCAAAUGCUCCAAUAUUUUACUUAAUAACAGGGGGCAGAUAAAACUUGCUGAUUUUGGACUAGCUCGUUUGUACAAUUCAGAGGAAAGUCGGCCGUACACCAAUAAGGUUAUUACUCUCUGGUACCGGCCACCUGAACUCUUGCUUGGAGAGGAACGAUAUACGCCAUCUAUAGAUGUAUGGAGUUGUGGAUGUAUACUGGGUGAGCUUUUUACUAAAAAACCCAUCUUUCAAGCAAAUCAAGAGCUUGCUCAAUUGGAAUUGAUCAGCCGAAUCUGUGGUAGCCCAUGUCCAGCAGUGUGGCCUGAUGUGAUUAAGCUACCUUAUUUCCACACCAUGAAACCAAAGAAGCAGUAUCGUAGAAGAUUAAGGGAAGAAUAUUCUUUUAUUCCAGCAACUGCUCUGGAUCUCUUUGAUCAUAUGUUAGCUUUGGACCCCAUUAAACGUUGCACUGCUGAACAUGCUCUUCAAUCCGAUUUCCUGAGAGAAGUGGAUCCUACAAAAAUGCCUCCACCUGACCUGCCACACUGGCAAGAUUGCCAUGAAUUAUGGAGCAAAAAGCGACGAAGACAGAAACAGUCCGGAAUUAGCGAUGAUGCAGCACCUAAAGUUCCUCGUAAGGAUUCUGCUUUAUGUAUGGAUGAUAGCAGGAACAACACACCCCAAGGCUUGCAGCUCUCUCAACAUAAAACUCAGGGCAAUUCCAGUAUAGGAAUAGAAUCAUCAGGAACAAGAAGACACAGAUUUACAACGAUUGGGGAAAGGACCAGAGGUGACAUGAGGAAAAAAAAAAUACACGGGAGUAAAAGCACUGGACAGCCACUAAACCAGAAUGACCUGGCCAUCCUGCUGAAUCUGUUGAGAUCCAAGAACAGUCUUAGCUUGGCACAUCUUGCUCAAAUCCUAAAUAUUAAAGUGAACCCUGAGACUCAGCAGCAACUCAGCACAGUUAACCUUCCAGCUGGAGUCCUGGCAGCAGCUGCUAAGCAGCAACAAGAAGUAGAAAAACUACCACUGGUAACAUCAUCUGUGACAGCUCAGCCUCUGCCACCUGCAACACAGCCAGCACCGAAAAGUGAGCCUGAUGCUGCUCAGGCCGCCAUCCAGAGUGCACUUGCUGUUUUACUAGCUCAACUGAUUAAGACACCACAGCCAAAAGAAAAAGAAAUUGUCACAGAGACAGAGAGUACUGCCACCGAUGUUGAGGUACCCACUCAACCACCAGAACCUCUGGAUCCUCCUGAGCCUGUCGCUGCUAUAGCCGUUUCAGAUUUCAACGAUGACUCUACUAGACAGUUGGAUCUUAGCAUCCCAGACCAAUCACCUGUACAUGAACAUCCUCGAAUCCUGCCUCCAGACCAGAGACCUCCGGAGCCACCAGAGCCACCACCUGCAUCAGCAGAUGGGAACUUUCAGGCAGAGGAGCAGCAAAGUACCAUUCCUUGCUCCACAAACGAUCCAACUGCAGGGGUGAAGGCAGCCCUUUUAGAGCUUUUAGCUCAUCACCAAGCCCAGGAACAGGGACAGACAGCUGUUGACUAUCGAGCAAGUGGUAACCUUAGAACUGCUGCAGAUUACGGGGAUGGAUUUGGGGCAUCCUGUUCGUCUAAUAACUUCAAUAGUGAUGGGUACACCAGCAGACUUGGCAGCAGUGGGGGAAGGGGCACCUUCCUGGGUAGUGCGGAUGCCCCCAGUCACUCGCUUCUGGAUAAUGUAUCGUCUGCAUUCAGUGCUCCAUCAUCUCAUGCUAGUAGUGCGCACUUGCAUUCUGGCUACUCAGAGGCCUUUUCUAGCUCAGUCACAGGUUAUGGAGAAGGGAUUAGUUAUCUCAGCAGCAGUGCUAUGCAGUUUACAGGAGAUAAAGACCACAGAUUUGAAUACAGUCGUGGUGCUCUGCCCCCGUUGGGCAGUAGUGGAAGUAAUCCAGGAGCAAUACCUGAAAGUACAAACAGUGCAAAUGUGCCUCUUGCCACAAAACUGCAGAAUUAUGGGUAUGUUGCCAACAGACAAGAGAACCUAGCUGCCAGUGGCCCUCUUCAUGGACAGAGCUGGGGAUCCCCUGGGCGUGGAGCAGGUUAUUCUCAUGCUUACAGUGGCCGUAUCAGCACAUCAACAAUAGGAGGACGAGGGAGAGGUUUACCAUAUUGAUUUACAAACCAGACUUCAUAUAGUAUACAUGAAUGAUACACUGAUAAACAGCUGGGAAGUCCUCUGUAUAGCUGUGGUUUGUACCAGGGAUUUUUUUUUUUUAAUGUAAAAUGUACAUUUGAAUACAAAAGUUAUUAGAUUUGACAAAUUUGAAGUAUUCCAUUGCAAAACCAAUUUGUACAUGCGGAGAAGUAAUGAAGAAAACACUAGGCUUCUCUCAUGAACUGCAAUAUUUUUCUUCAUCCUCCGUUCUGCAAUUCUGUUUUUUAAAAGAUUAUUUUUAUGAUUGUACAUCACUUUUUCCCUUUUGACUGGUUAUACCCGUUUGUAUUAUAGCAGUUUUGAAGAGAAUGGUGUUUCUAGGCUGGCUGACUUUUGAGGUACUUGUGACUAAAACCUAGCAAGACCGUGGUCAUAAGGUUGGCAAGAAUUCUGUACAUUAAGUGCUUUUAUGAGUUUGGACCAACUGUCUACUAUCUGUGAGCUGCUAGACUCUGCAAGGCUCUUAAGUAGUGUGCUUUUUUAAAAAAAAUCUUCUUAUUGGCAGGUUGCUGUCAGUUCUUAAGCUUGGCGUUAUUGAAGAAAAUGUGGUUAAUUCACAUUGUAUCUGAGCUAAAUACACCAAUUUGGUUUACCCUAUUUAUAUAAGGACAGCAGGUAUGCGGUCCUUUUUUUAAAAAGUAAGUUGUCAGAAGCUUUGAGUAAAGUCCAUGCAAACUGAAUUGUUGCCUUGUUUUGUAGUUCAACUUUUAUCAGACAAUUCUUACUAAAACAAAGGAAAUACAAAAAUAAAAAGCAGCAAACACCUGGUUGCAUCAGUAUUUUCUGUGGGUCUUUCUAUUCAUUCAUUUGGGCUGUUUACUUCUGCCUUUUAUCAAAAAUGACUUGCAUUACAUAAUGCUGCCUGGUAAUCACAAGCUUGGUUUAGAAAAAAGGGCACCUUCAGUGGAGAUUUAUGCACAUUGGUGAACUUAUCCCCAAGGUAAUUCCUACAUCACAAAAUAUGGUGAUGUCCUUUGCAUUGAUAGUUAUGGUUUGAAGCAAAACUUCAUGUAUGUGAUGACUAAUACUUCUGAGAAAUGAGGGCUUGUACUUCAAUUACUAACCAAGAUCAUAAACCCACUUGAGUUACACCUUGGCUGUUUUUUAGAGGUCCUGUGACCUUGUUCAUUUAGCAGUAUUCAUUAUCUGUUAUAAAUAAUCUAAAAUUGUCAGAGGCAAACUGUAACGGAAGAAGUUGAUGUGUACAGUUAUACUUGUUCUGGGCAUAUUUAUUUAAAUGUGCUUCUGCCACCAGAAGAUGGAACCGGUUCCAUUUUUAAAAUUCAAUAUUUAAUGGACUUUUUGUUUCUGAAUUUUUGUCCUUCAGCCAUAAGAGACCUUAACAUGAAUUGCAGCCAAAACUCAUCACGAAGUUGAAGUUUCCCAGAUAUAUUGAACUGUCAAGAAUUCCUGCUGUUUAAUUUGUAUGGAAGUUAUAAGUUGUAUGCAGAGGUCAGUGUGUUUUUGGUAGACAGGAUCAUUUGUAGGACAAGAUGCUCCUGGUCCUGAUUCACUGAUCUGCUGAAGAUAUUCCAUUCGACCACCAGGUCUUCCUUUGCUUAAUCAGCAUUAGGUAUCAUUUCGGUGAAAUAGCUGCUGUAUGUUCCAUUGGCAUGCCUGACUUUACAAACUUAGAUAUUUUGUAUUGGUUCAAUCCCAGAAAAAGCAUGUUCAUGGCCAUGCACCAGUGAAAAUUAAUGCCAAAAUUAAUCCUUUACACUGUGGCAUGUCAAGUGAUAUAAUCUGCAAACGCACCAACUUAGUUAAUUUGUUUGUAGCAAAUUUACAACCAUAAACUAAUCUGGCAUGGAUGUACAAAAUUAUAACCCUAUUGAUCUCAAAAGUGCUGUUUCAAAUACACAGGAUAUUGCUGUUCAGUGGGAGAAAAUUGGUAUGUGUGCUGAAUUGCAGAUUUUCCAGAGUCGUGUGUAAGUUUUGGAAGCAUUAUUUUCCCCACUAACAAGAUAAUCCUGUUUUGAUUCAGUUACAGUUUCUGUACUCUGAAAAUUUUGUUGAUUGAAAUAAUAAAUGUACAUUUCAAGUUUAUUUUGUAUUGCUCCAUUUCCUGUGCCCGCACUCUUGACCUUUAUGCUUACAGUAUAAUAAAAGAUCUCAGGUGCCCAAACGUUACAGGACAUCCAUAUUUACUGUGGUGAAAUAACGCUGUCCAGUACAGGAAACCUUGUUACAUAUGUAUAAAUUGAUACCUGUAUUUUUUUUAAUUUUCACUGUCAUGCAUAGAAGGUACAGGUUAGAAAUCAUUCCAAAAUUGUAAUAUACUCGGGGAUAAAUGGACACAUUCAUAUUUUAAUGCAAACCCAGGUUAAAGUGUUUGCCCUCCCAAGCUAAAUCAGUUUUAUUUUCAAAUUUUCAGGAUGUCUUCUAUUUCAUCUCCACUUCAGAAGAAUUCAAAAAAGAAAAAAACUAUUUAUACUGUAAUAUGUUUUAUGAAUACUAUGGCCUUUUCAAAGAGUUUCACGUAAUUUGUUAAAAGAUUGAAUUCUGGCAUUGUAAUUUUGUAUGGAUCUGUAAAUAAAGAUGGAGAUUAAUUUC